Molecule: messenger RNA, 1011 nt
Organism: Tetranychus urticae (two-spotted spider mite)
Lineage: Eukaryota; Metazoa; Arthropoda; Arachnida; Trombidiformes; Tetranychidae
Molecular function (GO): protein binding
Source: RefSeq, a predicted model, not a curated record
UGAUGUUUUGCUUUUUUUGGUUCAACUCUUAACCAGAUUUUGGGUUAACCAUUGAUUGACACUUGACUGGAUCAAUAAAGCAAUUAAUUGUUGUAAAGAUGAACCUGGUUAUGGUCAGUUGAUUAGUUGAUAACCAAGGAUACCAGAGUUUGGGUUGUUUUGGGUAAACAAACAAAUGAUUAGAUUUGAGUGUUUUAUUUGUUUCUAAUUGAUUUAUCUAAAUUAAUUUGAUUUAAUUGGCCAAUUAUGGGACUUCGUCGUCGUCGUCGAUCAUCCGCUUCAUCAUCAGAUGGGUUACUUGAUCUGGAUCGGAAUGGGUUAACAUCACCCGUAAAGGUGUUUUAUGCGCGCAAAAAGAAGCCUGAAUCAAAGUUAUCAAUUGUGAUUCAGGUUAUUGCUGUUGUUGCUUCCCUUGCCUUUACUUAUUACGUUUACUAUCAUUUUGAUCAUUUUCAUUUCAAUCUGGUUCAUUUUUAUGCAACCAAAAUGGACGAUUCUCAUGCUCAACAUACAUUGGCCCAUAAAUUGUUGAAAAAAGGUGACAACCAUUCAGCAGCUUUUCACUGGUUCCGUAAAUCAGCCUCAAAAGGACAUCCACAUUCAGCUUACAAUUUAGCUGCUGGACAUUUAAGUGGCUAUCCAACGGAUCUUCAAAAAGGUGAAGCCAAAAAAUUGUUACAAUUUGCAGCCAAACACAAUGUAGUUGAAGCUUACCAAUUGCUUUAUGACUUGUGUUAUGAUAAACCAGAAUUUUGUGACCAUUAAUUAAUCAGCUCGUUAAGGAUGGACAUUGUAAUGGAUCACAAUGGACAUACGAAUCGUAAAGAAUGGUUAUGAUAAGCGGAACACACAAAAAAAAGAAGAAGCAAAAUGAAUGAAAGCAACAAGUCAACCAGUAAUGGGUUACAGUCUCUAGGAAUAGCAAUUAAUUUUAAACAAUUCAAAUAGCCAAUUCAAUUGUUCCACCCAUGAACUAUCAUUAUUAUUACACAAUAAAUAGACAAACAAUGA